UUCUCCUGAUGCUAAUUAACCCAAGUCCAACGCACAAAAAACCCAGAGCCGAAACCCGUCUCUUCGCAGCUCCGUCUACAGUGGCCCUUUUCGCCUCCUUCCCCAAUUCCGUUUCCCUUCUGAGUUCCUGGCUUUCUUCGGAUCUGGGGCUUCUUCAAUCUAGAGCAGAAGAAUCACAGGAUUGAAAGCCUCCAUCAUCGCCGUCGAGAUAAAAACAGCAAGAAAAAAAAACAGAAGAAAGAAAAGGGUGGGCGGUCGAUUUUAGUGAGUUGUGGAAAUGGAGAGAGCAGCGGAGGCACUGAACAGAGCAGCAAACAGCAAUGGAUUGAUGAAUGUGUUUCUAAUUGGGUGCUUUGGGGCGCUGGGAGUUCGGUCGAUGAGGCAGCAGAGGGAUAUUGAGGCAUUGGAGGCAGAGAAGGAGUCUUUGGUCAAAUCCAAUAAAGCCAUCAAGGCUACUAUUUGGGACUGGAAGAAGCAACUCUUUGCCGAGGCUGAGGAGGCUGCUGCCGCGGGGUCCAAGAAUUCUUCUAGAGCAGCAGGGGGGCCCUUAGUUCCUCUUUCCAAGCUUAAGGCUAUCUACGGCGAAGUAACCAGCCCAGCCCUCCCCGCUGCUGAUGCCGACGGCGCAAGUGGUAAAUCACCUGCAUCAAAGAUUGUAAUUUGACGGACAGUUAUUCCUACUAGUAAUCAAUCAUCUACUACUCUAGUA
Messenger RNA from Coffea eugenioides, 709 nucleotides. RefSeq lists its product as uncharacterized. NCBI's taxonomy places the organism in Eukaryota, Viridiplantae, Streptophyta, Magnoliopsida, Gentianales, Rubiaceae. The record is from RefSeq and is a predicted model, not a curated record. Gene Ontology annotation, cellular component: mitochondrion. The transcript has 2 exons. The coding region runs from base 278 to 664 and encodes 128 amino acids.